Molecule: messenger RNA, 2325 nt
Organism: Psilocybe cubensis
Lineage: Eukaryota; Fungi; Basidiomycota; Agaricomycetes; Agaricales; Agrocybaceae
Exons: 6
Coding region: 1-2325 (774 amino acids)
Source: RefSeq, a predicted model, not a curated record
AUGUCGUCGAUUCAGGAGGGAAACAACAGUCUUACGAACCAGUCUCUACCACAGGUCGAGCAGAACCAAUCAAACUCUAAUAGGUCCGACUCCCGUGCGGAAAGUUCGUCGACUCAGGAGGAAAACACUCCUCCACAAGUCGAGAAUCAAUCAAACACUGGGUCCGAUUCAGACCAUCCAGAUCCGCCUAGCAAGUUAUGGGGUAUUCAAGACCCGUUCAAAUACGCCCCGCCUAAACCUGAAGGAGAUCCGUGGGCUCUGUUAUUGGACCCGUUGAUCAAGAAGGACAAGGCUCAAUGUGAUGCCUGGAAGGAUGAAGUACAGAACUUGCUCAUUUUUGCUGGACUGUUCUCUGCGGUUGUUACCGCUUUCAUUCUCGAAUCGUACAAGAACCUCCAAGCGGACCCUAACGACACCAUUGUCUCCCUUCUUUCUCAAAUAGCAUUGCAAACGGAUAGGUCUCUCAAUGCAACUGCGGUCAAGUUGGAGCCCGCAAACCCUUUUGUGCCUACCCCGUCCUCUAUUCGUGUCAACGUCUUCUGGUUUCUCAGUCUUAUCCUCAGCUUGGCCACAGUCGUCAUUGGUAUUGUCUCUUUACAGUGGCUAAGGGAGCACCAGUCUUACGACUCAGACCUUUCGCCACGGUCAAAAUAUGCGCUAUUCAAUAUGCGAGCUGAUGGAUUGAAAGCCUGGCACGUUGAUAAAUUUUUUACUGGUUUGCCACUAUUGCUACAGUCUGCGCUGGUCCUCUUUCUAGGAGGAGUCAUUGACUUUCUUCAUGCUAUUGGAUAUUGGGCUGUGACUAUUCCUGUUAUGAUUGCCAUUUCCUUCAUCUUGAUGUUCCUCAUUGCCACCACAGUUAUCCCUUGUCUUCAAGUGAUCCUUCUUUCCUUCACUCUCCCAUAUGAUACCAAAAAAACCUCAAACCCGAUUGUUCCUCCAAGGCAAUGUCCAUAUAAAUCACCCCAAUCCCAAGCCAUACAAUGGAUCUUCACAUUUCUACAUCAAACAAAUGCACUUAAUUAUCUACAGAAAAUUUCACUCAAUGUUAAAGCUUUCUCCAAACACCUCUUGGCGGGAUAUCCGGGCCGUUUUCGUUUUGUUGAUUUUGGUGAAGCUAAAGACAUCACUUCCUGUACCAACUUUACACUAUGCCUCCUCAAGGCUUUCAAAGCGCAACGGUGGGCGCAGUUUGAUUUAGCCUGGCUUUGCAUUCGUGAUGCGUACAUGCGACGCUCAUUUAACAAUGACGUCUGCUCCCUUGGCUUUGAAGACAACUAUACGUUUCCCAUUUACGAUGCCGUAGCACGGUUACUUCUACAGCGCUACCAGAAAUCAACCGCUCACUCGGCAUAUCACUGUUUUGACGAGAUAUCGCUGAUGAAUGAUGUAUAUCGGGAUAAUGUGCCAGAACGAUAUUUGGACAGACUUUUAACGAAUUCUUUGGGCCUUGCUGAGGAUACAAGCUUGUUAGACUUUUUAGACAUGCCAAGUGAACUUUCCUUCGACGCCAGUGACAUGCCAGACGACCUCACCAUCCUUCGCCAACAAAGCCUCAUAUAUUUUGUUGGAGCCUUCCCGACUCAUCAUCAGCCGGUAAUCGCAUACCGACAACAUAGACUUGAACUUUAUGUCCGCCUGCUGGGGUACUUCCCCAAAAAUUAUAGUUACGUUGACGUGUGUGCGAACAAAAAAAUCCCGUGGUGUUUAACCGUCCAAAAAAACUUUUACGACCUACGCAUUAAUGAUGUGGUUUCUGCAGAGGCUUCUGAAAUUAUGUGGCAUCUGGGAGCUAUCGCCUUGUCUGCUUUGCAAGACCUGGAGCCUAUUGGUCGAACCGAUCCUGUCGUAUUUAUUGAUCGUUAUGACUUGGCUGAGACGAUGCAUUGGGUGUCCUCUGCCGCGCUCAUGCACGCAAAUUACUCGGUGAAGGGGAGAGAGAGAGAGCUCCUCAACCGAAGGGACUUCCGGGAUCUUCUUUCAUCAAUCGUAUUGUUUCUUGAAGAAAAAAUGGCCAACCACGUUCAAGCUUUGAAAAUAUGGGCCAAACCUGAUUUCCAACACCAUCCAUGCCUCCUUUUUUACUUGGCUGCUAUCUGUUGCUACCAAUUUAGCCAGGCCACUGAAGGUCAUUCCUUCCACACUUUCUGCGCCACGGUGCAAGAAUACAAGGAGCUCACUAUAGAUGAUGGUCGAUGCGACCGGAAGAUCGAAGCAGGGCUACGCUCUGGCUGUUUAACUGCCAAUUCUGACCUUUUCUCCAAAAGGUGGUGGGAUAAUAUGUAUAUAUCCGACUUACCGUCCAAUGAUUCGACGAGACCAUGA